Messenger RNA from Eublepharis macularius, 2174 nucleotides. RefSeq names its product TATA-box binding protein associated factor 15 (gene TAF15). Lineage: Eukaryota; Metazoa; Chordata; Lepidosauria; Squamata; Eublepharidae. Gene Ontology annotation, molecular function: transcription coregulator activity; RNA binding. Gene Ontology annotation, cellular component: nucleus. The record is from RefSeq and is a predicted model, not a curated record. Gene Ontology annotation, biological process: regulation of DNA-templated transcription. The coding region runs from base 298 to 1788 and encodes 496 amino acids. The transcript has 16 exons.
UGAGUGGUACAGCCCACUUUGGAACCUCGGCGGUCAUCGUUAACAGUUAUUUCACUUUCACCUCUCCCCAUUCCGCCGGUAAAGUGGUACAUUCCACUCCUGCUCCUCCCCCCGUUCCUUAGCACGCCGUUCCAGGUGGUAGGCGCCGCGCGCUCUGAUUGGUCGCGCCAGCCCGCAGUCGACGCCGCUGCCGCCAGAGAGAGUCAGUCAGUCUGCGAAGGGAGCGAACGACGAGCUGGUCGCUUGGCGGCCGCUUUUCCUUCUUUGCCUUUUCGCCCACGGGUACGUCGGCUGGCGAUGGCUUCGGAUUCUGGAAGUUUCGGCCAUUCUGGUGGUCAGCAGCAGAGCUAUGCAGGGUAUGGCAAUCAAGGAAAUCAGAACUUUGGACAAGCGCCACAGGGUUACCCUGGCUACGAGCCGAGCGGGGAGAGUUCCUCUUACGGGCAAGGGUACGGAAGCUAUCAAGGCAACUAUGGACAAACACAGACAGGUUAUGGGCAAAGUGGCCAGCAAGGUUUUGGCGGUUAUGAAAAUCAGAACCAGAGCUCCUACGGCCAGGAGUCCUACGGCAAUCAGGGGCAACAGAAAGAUUCAUCAGGAGGUGGGGGGUCUUCAUACGACCAGAAGCCCAGCUAUGGGCAACAACAAGGUUCGUACGACCAACCCUCCAGUUACGGUCAGCAGCCAGGGUCCUUUGACCAACAGUCAGGUUACAGCCAGCAGCAAAGGCAAUUUGACCAGCAGUCUGGCUACGGCCAACAGGGACAGCAGCAAAGCUUAUAUGACCAGCAGUCCAGCUAUGGCCAAAAUCAAGACUCAUAUGACCAGCAGCGGCAGGGCUUUGGUCAGCCGCCAGGCUCCUACAACCAAAAGUCAAACUACGGCCAGCAACAAGGAUCAUAUGGCCAGAACCAGCCAUCCUACCAGUUACAGCAGAAGGAAGGUUUUGGCCACAACGUGCAAGAUGAACGCCGUGAAAAGAGCAGGUAUGGAGAAGACAACAGAGGUUUUGGUGGGCCUCGAGGAGGUGGAAGCAGGUUCGAUGCUGACAGCAGAGGUCCGAUGUCUGGGAUGAGUGGUGGUGACCGAGGGGGCUCCAAAAAUUUUGGUGGUCAAAGGGAUUAUGGUCCAAAGUCAAAUGCUGAUUCAGAAUCUGAUAACUCUGACAACAACACCAUCUUUGUACAAGGACUUGGGGAUGAUGUUUCAACAGAUCAAGUGGCUGAAUAUUUCAAGCAAAUAGGUAUUAUUAAGACUAAUAAAAAGACAGGGAAACUUAUGAUAAACCUCUACACGGACAAGGAUACCGGCAAGCCGAAGGGGGAAGCAACGGUGUCUUUUGAUGAUCCUCCUUCUGCUAAGGCAGCUAUUGACUGGUUUGAUGGAAAGGAAUUCAAUGGCAGUGUAAUCCGGGUUUCUUUUGCAACUAGGCGGCCUGAAUUCAUGCGAGGCGGUGGUGGAGGAGGCGGACGCAGAGGUUCACGAGGAGGGGGCUUCGGAAGAGGCGGGGGCUUCCAGGGCCGAAGCGGGGAGCCCAAAAGUGGAGACUGGGUUUGCCCGAAUCCGAGCUGUGGUAACAUGAAUUUUGCCCGCCGGAAUUCCUGCAAUCAAUGUAACGAGCCUAGGCCAGAAGACUCGCGUUCCUCGGGAGGAGACUUCCGCGGCAGAGGUGGCUUUGGAGGCGAUAGGGGUUUCCGAGGCCGCGGUGGCUGGGGCGGCGGCGGCUAUGGUGGCAAAAUGGGAGGAAGGAAUGAUUUCAGAAGCGAUCAACGUAACAGACCCUACUAAUAAUGGUGGUGAAUAUCCCCUUCGUCUUUCUAAUGGAUUUCUUUUGGUGAAAUUUGCCAUGUUUCGCCUGCUGCUUUAUGCCCUGUGGCCUCUUCUGGAUAAUGGAAUUAAAAUGUGAAAUCGGCUUUUUAUUUUGGUGGGAGGGACUGGGCCAGAGGCUCAAUUCAUCUUUUUCUUUCUUUUUUUUUAAAGCAAGUCCACUGAAAUUUCAUCUUUAAUUUCCAACAUUUCCCCUCCCCCCUCCAGUAUAUAAUUUAUCCCCACCUCACCCCUCUGCCAACUAAAUUUUUCCAUGGCCUCGGAAAGAAGGAAUUAAAUUGUAAAAUAUUUGCCAAAAAUCUGAUUGUUUUAUAAUACAAUAAAAGCUGUUUAUUUGUGACAUUUUA